GUGGAGGCUCCGCCCCUCACGCCCGAGCCGGGCCGCCUGGCGCACCUCUUGGCGCCCCUCCUGCGCUUCUGGACCAGCGGGGCCGUGCGGCGCAUCCUGCGGGAGGCACCGGUGGUGGUGGCGGCGGUGGGCGCGGCGCCCGCAAUUAAACCCAAGAUGAUGAAGUUUCGGUUCCGGCGGCAGGGCGCUGACCCGCAGCGCGAAAAGCUCAAGCAGGAGCUCUUUGCUUUCAACAAGACUGUGGAACAUGGCUUCCCCAACCAGCCCAGCGCCCUGGCCUUCGAUCCUGAGCUUCGCAUCAUGGCCAUUGGCACCAGGUCUGGGGCCGUCAAGAUCUAUGGUGCACCUGGUGUGGAAUUUACGGGCUUACACCGAGACAUGGCCACAGUCACCCAGAUGCACUUCCUGCCUGGCCAGUCCUGGUCUCUGCUCACCCACCAGGGCCGCCUCCUGACCCUGCUGGAUGACAGCAGCCUGCAUCUCUGGGAGAUUGUCCACCAGAAUGGCUGUGCCCACCUGGAGGAAGCGCUCAGCUUUCAGCUGCCCAGUCGGCUGGGCUUUGAUGGUGCCAGUGGCCCGCCCACCCUUGCCCACAUCACAGUGGUGCUACUGGUGGCUGCUGGCAACAUGGCAGCUCUGGGCACUGAAGGUGGCAGUGUCUUCUUCCUGGAUAUUUCCACCCUGAUGCUGAUCGAGGGUCAAACCCUGGGCCCUGAUGAGGUUCUUCGAAGUUUGCCAGAUGACUACCGGUGUGGGAAGGCACUGGGCCCUGUGGAGUCCCUGCAGGGACACCUGCGGGACCCCACCAAGAUCCUCAUUGGCUACAGCCGGGGCCUGCUGGUCAUUUGGAACCAGGCCGCACAGUGUGCAGACUGCAUCUUCCUAGGGAACCAGCAGCUGGAGAGCCUGUGCUGGGAGCGCAGUGGCAGCACGCUGGUCAGCUCGCACAGCGACGGCAGCUACGCUGUCUGGUCUGCAGACACUGGCACCUCCCCAGUGAUGCAGCCUAUGGUAGCCACCAUGCCCUACGGACCCUUCCCUUGCAAAGCCAUCAAUAAGAUUCUGUGGCGAAGCUGUGAAUCUGGGGGCCACUUUAUCAUCUUCAGUGGUGGCAUGCCUCGUGCCAGCUAUGGUGAUCGCCACUGUGUCAGUGUGCUCCGGGCUGAGACACUGGUGACACUGGAUUUCACCUCCCGCAUCAUUGACUUCUUCACGGUGCACAGCACGCGACCUGAGGACGAGUUCGAUGAGCCCCAGGCUCUGGCUGUGCUGCUUGAAGAGGAGCUGGUGGUGCUAGACCUGCAAGUGCCUGGCUGGCCUGUUGUGCCUGCCCCAUACCUGGCCCCCCUGCACUCUUCUGCUAUCACCUGCUCGGCCCACGUCGCCAAUGUUCCUGCCAAGCUGUGGGCCCGCAUUGUGAGCGCUGGCAAGCAGCAGAGCCCCCAGCCUGCCUCCAGUGCCUUGAGCUGGCCCAUCACCGGGGGCCGGAGCCUGGCCCAGGAGCCGUCUCAGCGAGGGCUGCUGCUCACUGGCCACGAGGAUGGCACUGUGCGGUUCUGGGACGCCUCUGGUGUGGCACUGCAACCACUCUACAAGCUGAGCACAGCUGGCCUCUUCCAGACAGACUGUGAGCACGCUGACAGUCUGGCCCAGGCUACUGAGGAUGACUGGCCACCCUUCCGCAAGGUGGGCUGCUUUGACCCCUACAGUGAUGAUCCUCGGCUAGGGGUGCAGAAGGUGGCACUUUGCAAGUACACAGCUCAGAUGGUGGUGGCUGGCACUGCGGGCCAGGUGCUGGUGCUGGAGCUCAGUGAUGUGCCGUUGGAGCAGGCAGUCAGUAUGGCCAGCGUGGACCUCCUCCAGGACCGAGAAGGCUUCACAUGGAAGGGGCAUGAGCGGCUGAGCCCACGCACAGGGCCCCUGCCCUGGCCUGCUGGCUUCCAGCCCCGAGUGCUCGUUCAGUGCCUGCCGCCUGCCGCCGUCACUGCGGUCACGCUGCACACAGAGUGGAGCCUCGUGGCCUUUGGCACCAGUCAUGGCUUUGGCCUCUUUGACUACCAGUGCAAGAGCCCUGUGCUGGCCAGGUGCACGCUUCAUCCCAAUGAUUCGCUGGCCAUGGAGGGGCCACUCUCCCGGGUGAAGUCACUCAAGAAGUCACUGCGCCAGUCUUUCCGGCGCAUCCGCAAGAGCCGAGUUUCAGGCAAGAAGCGGGCUGCUAAUACCAACAGCAAGUUGCAGGAGGCCAAUGCGCACCUGGCAGAACAGGCCUGCCCCCAUGACGUGGAAAUGAUGCCUGUGCAGCGACGCAUUGAGCCGCGUUCGGCUGAUGACUGCCUCUCCGGCGUAGUGCGCUGCCUCUACUUCGCUGACACAUUUCUCCGAGAUGCGGCCCACCAUGGACCCACCAUGUGGGCAGGCACCAACUCGGGCUCCGUGUUUGCCUAUGCACUGGAGGUGCCAGUAGCAGUGGCAGGCAGCGAGAAGCGGCCCGAGCGGGUGGUGGAGGCUGUGCUGGGUAAGGAGGUGCAGCUGAUGCAUCGCGCACCUGUGGUGGCCAUUGCCGUGCUGGAUGGGCGUGGCCGCCCACUGCCCGAGCCCUACGAGGCCUCUCAGGACCUGGCACAGGCACCAGACAUGCAGGGUGGCCAUGCAGUGCUCAUCGCAUCUGAGGAGCAAUUCAAGGUAUUUACACUACCCAAGGUGAGUGCCAAGACCAAGUUCAAGCUGACAGCCCACGAGGGCUGUCGUGUGCGCAAGGUGGCACUAGCCACAUUUGCUAGUGUGGCCUGUGAGGACUAUGCUGAGACCUGCCUGGCCUGCCUCACCAACCUGGGGGACGUGCACAUCUUCUCCGUGCCGGGCCUGCGCCCCCAGGUGCAUUACUCCUGUAUCCGCAAGGAGGACAUUAGCGGCAUCGCCUCCUGUGUCUUCACGCGCCACGGCCAGGGUUUUUACCUUAUUUCCCCAUCGGAGUUUGAGCGCUUCUCCCUAAGUGCCCGGAACAUCACAGAGCCACUCUGCUCUCUGGACCUCAGCUGGUCCCAUGGUGCUGCCCGUGCCAGCUACAGUCUCCAAGAGUCGCCCAAGCUGAGCCAGGCUAACGGGACCCCAGGCAUCAUCCUGGCGCCGCAGAGCCGUGAUGGAAGCCCUAAUCCUGUCCACAGCCAGGGAGCUGACACCCCUGAGCUGCCUGAGGCUGCACUCUCACCUAUGUCCAUCGACUCAGCCACCAGUGCAGACACAACUCUGGACACAAUAGGGGACAUCACAGUGGAGGACGUGAAGGAUUUCCUGGGAGGAAUCUGAGAAGAAUCUGAGGAACCUGGUAGAAGAUGAGGCUCGAGCCUGUGCCAUCCUGAUAAAAUGAGGUGCUGCAAGUCUGGGGGAUCCAGCUCUACCUGGCUCUUAGCCUCAACCCCGGUCCCCCACACCCACCCUGGUUUCACACCUGAAAUCAUAGCAGGUCGUGUACUGAUAUCAUUUCCUUGAGGCCUGGCUGCUGCCCAGGUGUGCCUGGCAGAGGCUUGGGGGGUCCACACAGACAAUCCCUAUAAUUCGAUAUUAAGGAAAAAAGAGCCAGCCCAUUAGCCUGCAGAUGUCAUAGGUGGCAUUUCGAACAGAGGUGGGGCAGUCUGGGGCUUGUGCUGCUUUGGCCAGCUCAUUUCAGAUGAGAGCACCCAGGCACAAGGCUGGGCCCUCCUUGGUAAGCCUUGAGAAUGGGGCCUGGCCACCACUCCAGUCUCACUGUGGCUCCAUGCCCAGAUCUGGGGUCCAUAAGUCUGUCCAGCCUAUUUGCUACCUAGGGCCCCUAUCCACACAACCAGGCAGACACCCCAGCUGUCUUGCUGGGGACACCCUGGCCACAAUGGGCAGGAUAUGGUCAAUGGUCAGACUUGACCAGUCAUCCUCAGGCUGUGAACUGUGGGGCCCUCAUCCCAAAUGGGUGGGACCUUUUCGCCUGACCUGGAGAGGAGGCUGAGUGGUGGCACCUGAGUAGCCUCUUUUGGGCUCCCUGGCCUUCUCUGACCCUUUUUCUUCCUUUACCAGGAAGGCCAGAACCACCUGGCCACCACCUGCCUUGCUUGGAGCUGGUAUCCAGGACUCCUGGCUCUUCCCAGCCCUUCACAUAGACCUAUGCCUGGUAACCUGUAGGCUCCAGUGACACCCACCCACCCUAGCACCAGGGUGUGGUCCUGGAACUCGGGGGUGUACUGGGACUGGCCCCUUCUAUAGGCAGUACCCUGGAGGCCAGGUGCCACAGGGCAAGGACAGGUGGGGCACACAGCCCAUGCCACCUCCCACUCUACCUUGCUUCCCCUUCUUUUUGCAAAGAAUAUUUUUCUAAUGUCUGGACUGGACAGUGCCAGGCUGGACAGUCACUUCUAAAACUAUUUUGGUACUUGCUCCCGGGCUAACAUGUCCCCCAACCCCCAGCUUGGACAUGAAAUGUGUGUGAGUGAGUGAGACUGGGAGCCACCUGGGCGCCCUAGACAGGCCUGUCAGGUGUGUGUGUGGGGGGUGUCAGAUGGGUCUUCCCU
Messenger RNA from Artibeus jamaicensis (Jamaican fruit-eating bat), 4538 nucleotides. RefSeq names its product LLGL scribble cell polarity complex component 1 (gene LLGL1). Gene Ontology annotation, cellular component: cytoplasm; cortical actin cytoskeleton; plasma membrane. The transcript has 22 exons. Lineage: Eukaryota; Metazoa; Chordata; Mammalia; Chiroptera; Phyllostomidae. Gene Ontology annotation, biological process: regulation of protein secretion; establishment of spindle orientation; regulation of establishment or maintenance of cell polarity. Gene Ontology annotation, molecular function: myosin II binding; GTPase activator activity. The record is from RefSeq and is a predicted model, not a curated record. Bases 157 to 3306 code for a protein of 1049 amino acids.